This is a messenger RNA of Nipponia nippon (crested ibis), 1611 nucleotides long. It is a transcript of the gene ARHGEF9, whose product is annotated as Cdc42 guanine nucleotide exchange factor 9. Gene Ontology annotation, molecular function: guanyl-nucleotide exchange factor activity; protein binding. Lineage: Eukaryota; Metazoa; Chordata; Aves; Pelecaniformes; Threskiornithidae. The record is from RefSeq and is a predicted model, not a curated record.
CUGAUCAGUGGUGGUUCUAUUGUAAGUGCUGAGGCAGUAUGGGAUCACGUCACCAUGGCCAACCGGGAGUUGGCGUUUAAAGCAGGAGACGUUAUCAAGGUCCUGGAUGCUUCCAACAAGGACUGGUGGUGGGGUCAGAUCGAUGAUGAAGAAGGAUGGUUUCCCGCCAGCUUCGUGAGGCUAUGGGUAAACCAAGAAGAUGGAGUGGAGGAGGGAACCAGCGAUGUGCAGAAUGGCCAUUUGGAUCCAAGCGCCGACUGCCUCUGUCUCGGCAGGACCGUUCAGAACCGAGACCAGAUGAGAGCCAACGUCAUCAAUGAAAUCAUGAGCACGGAGCGCCACUACAUCAAGCACCUGAAGGACAUUUGCGAGGGUUACUUAAAGCAGUGCCGGAAGAGAAGGGAUAUGUUCAGUGAUGAACAGCUAAAAAUCAUCUUUGGUAACAUCGAAGAUAUCUACAGAUUUCAGAUGGGUUUUGUCCGGGACUUGGAAAAACAGUACAACAACGAGGACCCCCAUCUCAGUGAAAUUGGACCAUGUUUCCUUGAACACCAAGAUGGCUUCUGGAUCUAUUCGGAGUACUGUAACAAUCAUUUGGAUGCAUGCAUGGAGCUUUCCAAGCUGAUGAAAGAUAGCAGGUACCAGCAUUUCUUCGAAGCAUGUCGUCUAUUGCAGCAGAUGAUUGAUAUCGCCAUAGACGGUUUCCUUCUGACGCCAGUGCAGAAGAUCUGCAAAUACCCCCUGCAGCUCGCAGAGCUACUGAAGUACACCGCGCAGGAUCACAGUGACUACAGGUAUGUGGCUGCUGCUCUCGCCGUCAUGAGGAACGUGACUCUACAGAUCAAUGAGCGGAAGCGGAGAUUGGAGAACAUUGACAAGAUAGCUCAGUGGCAGGCCUCCGUUCUGGACUGGGAGGGAGACGAUAUCUUGGACCGCAGCUCCGAGUUGAUCUACACAGGAGAGAUGUCCUGGAUUUACCAGCCUUAUGGACGGAACCAGCAGCGUGUUUUCUUUCUCUUUGAUCACCAGAUGGUUCUCUGCAAGAAGGAUCUGAUACGAAGAGAUAUUCUGUAUUACAAAGGUCGCAUAGACAUGGAUAAAUAUGAAGUGGUGGAUAUAGAAGACGGGAGAGAUGAUGACUUCAAUGUCAGCAUGAAGAAUGCCUUCAAACUUCAUAACAAGGAGACUGAGGAAAUGCACUUAUUCUUUGCAAAGAAACUGGAGGAGAAGUUACGAUGGCUUAGAGCUUUCAGAGAAGAAAGGAAGAUGGUAAAAGAAGAUGAAAAGAUAGGCUUUGAAAUUUCUGAAAAUCAAAAGCGGCAAGCGGCAAUGACAGUAAAGAAAGUCAGUAAGCAAAAAGGUGUGAGCUACUCCAAGUCGGUUCCUCCAGCCUACCCACCACCCCAGGAUCCAUUAAAUCAGGGACAAUACAUGGUGACAGAUGGCAUAUCCCAGUCCCAGGUCUUCGAGUUCACCGAACCCAGACGCAGCCAGGCACCAUUCUGGCAAAACUUCAGCAGGUUAACACCAUUCAAAAAAUAAUACCUAGAGAGAUGGAGAAUUUUAACUUAAAAGAACUAAAAUUUAAAAAUAAAAAUAAAUAAAAUUAUA